UUUGCUCUGCUGGAUUAUCGCUCCCUGCAGGAUUUACUAGGUGUGGGCUGAGCGUUACAGGUGGACCGAGAAAGCGCCGACACGGAACCUGAAACAAUCUGAACCGAGUCAAUCUGUGAGGAGUUUCCAUGUAGAUCCCGACAGCUGGAGUGCUGGACCCUGAGAAUGAAGUCCUCCAGCAUCCCCCAGCACUAGCCGGCCAGCAUGGCUCCUGCUCCUCCUUCCAGAGAGGACACCAGCAGCUCGUUAGCUCUGCGCUGGAGGCUAACGCCGACAUAGAUACCCAUCAACUUCAAACUGAACCAAUUCAGGCUCGAGUCCUGGUUAAACAUCUAAAUAAGCUGCUGUCGGGAUCCAGACUCGGGGUUUUUCAACCAUGCGCUACCUGUGAUUUUUGGGCGUCAGCUGGACGGUGCGGCUCCUCUGCGCGUCGCCUGACCCCGGACCCCGAGCAAUGUCUCUACUCUUAACUCUAAGCAUCGUCUGUGGAUUGAUGCUCCAGCAUUAUUUCAGUCUGCUCAGCGCUCAGUACUGCGUCCCACGGAAGACCGUCAACUACCAGAGUCACCUGAAUUUGUUCAAAGAAGAUGGGAUCUUCAAUUACUCAACUAUGCUGAUCAGAGACGACCUGGGUGUGGUGCUGCUGGGGGCGAGAGAGGCCAUCUACGCUCUGGACAUCAACAACAUCUCAGACCAAAAGGCUGCGGUGUAUUGGCGAGUCACCGAGGAGAAGCAGAGGGAGUGCACAUACAAGGGAAAACACGCAGAGGUGGAAUGCCGCAACUACAUACGAACGCUGCACAGAGUGAACGACACCACACUCUACGUUUGUGGCACAAACGCCUUUUCUCCAGUGUGCGAUUACCUGACUUUUGCAAAUGGCCAGUUGACCCUGAAGGGAAAGCAGGAGGAGGGAAAAGGGAAGUGUCCUUUUGAUCCCUUUCAGAGAUACUCCUCCCUGAUGGUCGGAACUGAGCUGUACUCUGCUACAUCUAUCAACUUUCUGGGCUCUGAGCCUGUGAUUCUGCGCAGCUCAAAUUCGCCUCUUCGCACCGAGUUCAAGAGCUCCUGGCUCAGUGAGCCAAACUUUGUCUACAUGGACUUCUUGGAGGAGAGCUUCGACAGCCCCGACGGGGACGACGACAAGGUGUACUUGUUCUUCAGCGAGAACGCCAUGGAGUACGACUUCUACAGAAAAGUCACGGUGUCCAGAGUCGCCCGCGUCUGCAAGGGAGAUAUGGGCGGCCUGCGGACGCUGCAGAAGAAAUGGACCUCGUUCCUGAAAGCCCGUCUGGAUUGUUCCUUCCCUGAACCCAGCUUGCCCCCCGUUGUCCAGGACGUCUUCCUGCUAAGGCACAAGGACUGGAGGAAGAGCGUCUUCUACACCGUCUUCACACCUCAGUCGAGCUUGUCUCAGAUCUCUGCGGUGUGUGCCUUCACUGUUGCUUCGAUUCGAGAAAUUUUCAAUGAGGGAAAGUUUAAGACAACUGUUGCCGUGGAGACGUCCCAUGUGAAAUGGGUGAUGUACACGGGGGAGGUGCCGGAGCCCAGACCGGGAGCGUGCAUCAACAGUAUAGAUCGUAAAAAGGGGAUGAAUCGCUCCCUGGAUUUACCGGAUAAAACCCUCCAGUUCAUCAGAGACCGGCCCCUGAUGGACGAGGCUGUCCGUCCGCUGACUGGGGGGCCGCUGCUGCUCAAGAGGGGACCCUUACUGACCCGAAUCGUGGUGGACAGCGUGCUGGCUCUGGACGGGGACACUUACAACGUCAUGUUUAUCGGAACUGAAAACGGCUACAUUCAGAAGGCGGUCAACUUUGACGGAGAGAUGUUCAUCAUCGAGCAGAUUCAGGUGUACGAAAACCCCGAGGCCGUCAAGGUCUUACGCCUCUCAUCAAGCAAGGGUCAACUCUAUGCUGGUUCUGAAUCUGGUGUCAUCCAGAUGCCGGUCAGUAACUGCAGCCGGUACCAGUCUUGCCAGGACUGCAUCCUGUCCAGGGAUCCUUACUGUGCUUGGGACUCGUCCGCUGAGCGGUGCUCCUCCAUCUCCAGUCUGUCUGCGUCCCUCGAAGCUGCAGUCCAGAGUCUGAAGGAGGGGAACGUGUCACAGUGUCCUCCACCAGAUCCAGUGCCAGCUGUGGACGUUGCUCUAAUUCCAGGGAACAACAUCCAGCUGCCUUGCCAGCGUCACUCCAACCUGGCUGAGGUCCACUGGAGGUUCUCUGACCUACAGGUUUCAUCUACACACAAAUACUACAUCUACAGCGACGGCCUCCUCAUCCUGAACACGACCGCAUCGGACGCAGGCUCGUAUUUCUGUGACUCGGUAGAGCAGAUCAACAGCAGGAUGUACAACAGGACUGUGGCUGUUUAUCAUUUACAAAUCUCCUCUGAGCCAGUGAGCCCCACUCCCGGCACAGCAGCCACAAAAUACUUCAUUCAAACUCUGAAAACGGCUGCAACUGGGUCACAGCCGGACCUGCCAACGCCUGAGAAUCAAAGUGACUCUGGGAGAAUGAGUCGCCUGGAGGUGGCCGUGGCUCUGCUGUCGCUGCUCUGCCUCUCUCUCGUCGCCGUCAUAUUGUGGUUCUGGAAGCGAGGGCACUGGAAUUGCUUCGGGUUGGCGCAGAGCUCCAAGGGCGGCGAGGGGAAGCGGCCGUUGUCGGGCUACACGCACGAUCAGAACAGAAACUCUGAGAAUAAGCUCCUGGGGGCGGAGGUCAAACCGUGCACCGCCAACAAUAAUCACACCACUGUGGACUUCAAAAAGAACGGGGAGUACCACUUCCCACCUCUGGCCAACAUUUCAAAUCUGAACGGUUUGGGAUACAUCCAUGACGAGUCGGAGAUUUGACUCUGCUGAGGCUCAUGCUUCAGUCCUAGUUCUGCAUUGGUGCAAUAAUAAUGUACUUGCAAUAUGUUGUUUAGGUACGUCUCAAUAAAUUGAAAUUCAAACAAGAAGCUGAUUUAUUUCAGUAAUUCAGUUCAACGUCAUGUACUGUGUAGAUUCAUACUACAUAGAGUAGUGUUUGUUUUAGUCGGUUUUGAUAAUAUAAUAAAAAUAAAGUUUUUAUUAUCUAUUAUCCACCAUUGUCUAAUGGUGGGGGUACUGGGCCCUGUCUCCAGGGAUCAGCAUGAGAUCACUAGGCAAUGAUCUCAUGCCCAGUGAUCAUUGGGCAUGAGGCAGGAACUAUAAUAUAAUAUAAUAUAAUAUAAUUAAUAUAAUAUAAUGGCUUUGCUUCACAAUUGUCCCCAGGCUGUGACGAUCCCUGUUGCUUUUCCUACCACACUUUUUCCUUCCACUCAAUUUUCCAUUAAGAUGCUUGAAAACAGUCCUCUGAACACUGGCUUUAAUGGCUUACCUUCAAUCAGUGACUGACUCCUGAACAAAUGUCAAAUCAGCAGCAUUUCCAAUGAUUGUAGAGGCCAUAGCAUGAUCUUAAAAUCUUUUCAUUGGUUGUUACUAUUAUGAAUGUUUUAUUAUCUCUAAAUUACAAGAUUAGAUAAAUAUAUAUACAUAGUUUCCCUUUCUGAACCGAACUACUGAAAUAGAAUAACUUUCCAAAGAUCUUCCAGUUUAUUGAGAUACGCCUUUAGAUGGUAAAUGGGUUCCUGUUUCUUUCCUGGGUGAUUUCCAAUGUCUUUUCAGGCAGCUGAUAUUCACUAAAAAGACAUUUAACUUGAUAAAUACCCACUCCAGAAAUGGUUUUUACAGUCAUAUUUUUGUAUAAUCCCAAUCUGUGAAAUAUUUCUGUACAGUCGAGCUAUUUUUUUUUUUUGGACUAUUUAUUGGAGGAAAUUUCCAUUUUCUAAUUUUAUCCUCUCUAAUCUUUGAAAUGAACAUGUAGCAUCUUGGUGACCGACCUCCAAGCCCAAUUCAUUUCAUGGAUCCUGCUGUAUGGAAUCAACAGGGGUAAUUUUUUCAUUGCUCUUUGGUUGAGUUAAUCUACUCCACUUUUUCACCACUCAUUCAGUAAAAAAGCCACAUGUAAUGAACUACUUCUUAACAAAAAUCACCAUUUUGUUUUGGUAAUUAUUUGGUAAUUUGGGAAGGCAGUUCUUUAUUCCUUUCGGUGGGGUUCACACAGCUUUACUUCAAAUUGUACAUUUGUGUUACUCUGAAAAAGACAAAGCUGGUGCAGGAAUGUAGAGGUGUGGGUGUAAAUUUCUGGUGGCAUAUCAAUUGUGCGGUUCAGCAUAUGUAUAUAAAAAAAAAUAGAGGUAAUGGGGGGUUUGACCUGGAAACACUGCCUUGUAAAAAUGAAUAUGGUAAUAAAAAUGUUUUUGUGAUGA
This is a messenger RNA of Xiphophorus couchianus (Monterrey platyfish), 4290 nucleotides long. Its product is annotated as semaphorin-4E. Gene Ontology annotation, molecular function: semaphorin receptor binding; chemorepellent activity. Bases 455 to 2851 code for a protein of 798 amino acids. The transcript is spliced from 14 exons. Gene Ontology annotation, cellular component: plasma membrane. Gene Ontology annotation, biological process: negative regulation of transcription by RNA polymerase II; axon guidance; semaphorin-plexin signaling pathway. NCBI's taxonomy places the organism in Eukaryota, Metazoa, Chordata, Actinopteri, Cyprinodontiformes, Poeciliidae. The record is from RefSeq and is a predicted model, not a curated record.